Molecule: messenger RNA, 6327 nt
Organism: Spodoptera frugiperda (fall armyworm)
Lineage: Eukaryota; Metazoa; Arthropoda; Insecta; Lepidoptera; Noctuidae
Product: calcineurin-binding protein cabin-1-like
Exons: 1
Coding region: 107-6232 (2041 amino acids)
Biological process (GO): chromatin organization
Cellular component (GO): nucleus
Molecular function (GO): protein binding; nucleosome binding
Source: RefSeq, a predicted model, not a curated record
UGUCAGUAAAUGUCAAAUUAGUAUCUAUCAAAGUUGUAUCAAAGAAGCAAGCCGGGUGUUUCUUUAUUGUUUAUUUAUCAAAAAGCAAUAAAACGAGGGAUCAAAAAUGAUUAAAAUAUCUGCCUUGAACGAGGAAUCGGAAGAGGAAAGUGGAUCCGAGGAAGAAGUCACAAGAGAAGCGUCUGAACAGAUAGCAUUGCAGCAGUAUGCAAACGCACUCGAACUUCAAAGAAAAGGUAAUCUUAAGGAUGCCACUCAGUUACUUAGGGAUCUACUUGAUACAGAACUAUUGUACGAAGUUCAAAAACCCGCGCAAGGUGAGAAAGUGCCUGGUCCCUUGUUUAAUUUAAAGUAUUUGUCUUAUAAAAACCUGGCGGCUAUGCUGACAGCAUCAGAGGAAGUAGACGCCGCUAUCGAGGCGUAUUGCGCUGCGGCUGAGUUAGACGACACUGAUGUCACUCUAUGGCACCGACUUGGGCAGCUUUGUAUGCGCACUAAACGCUAUGAAAUGGCGCUCCAUGCUUUUCAACGCGGCGCUGAACGCAAUCCUCGUCAUUGGCCUUGUUUAGAUAAGAUCGUCACACUCCUACUCGGCCUGGAUUAUAAGGAGGAAUGUAUUUCAACCAUACAUGACACUCUGCAGUUGGACCCUGGGUACCUACGCGGUCUAGCAUAUAGAAAACAUAUUUACACUGUGUAUCCUUACAUAAAAGACUUCAUGGAAUAUCUGAAUCCUAUUUACAAAUGGGAUGAAAAGGAUGAUGAACCAUUUGAUGAGGAAAAGGCCAAGAACCUCAUAAAUGAGGCAGAAAUGAUCCAUGACACAUUUAUUGAGCAACAGAAAGCUGAGCAGUUCAAAUAUGUCCUACCUGAAUUAAAAUUAGUCAAACCUGUAAGCAGUCUAAGUUGGAAAUCAGUUGGAGAUUCCUUGGUUCAUAUGCAUCACUAUAUGUCUGAGAAUUGUUACAGUCAUGCAUGCAAAGUAGAAAUGGUUUAUGAAAAGGAAGAUAUGGAGAAACAAGAACCCAUGGAGGUGUGUGAGGAGCCAAUGGAAGUAGAACAGAAACCUGAGGAAAAUAAAGUUGAAGAAGCUGUGGUAGAACCAGAAAAGAAUGUUGAAAAUGUGUCAGAGAAUGAGAACAAUGACUUAUCAGACAAAGACAAAACAGCCACUGAUACAGAGAAAGUUGAGAGUGAUGUUGAAAUGGUGGCAGAAAAUGCUGAGAACCCUGCGGACAAUAAACAACAAAAGAAAGCCCCAGUGAGAAGAAGAGGCAGCGCACUAAGUUUCCUAGAAAUGUGGGAGUGGUGUACUAAACGGAGAUCUGGACGGAAAAAGCCUACAAAUAAACAAGAACAGGAUGACAAUAUCUAUGAAACUCUUAGGAGAAUGGUACCAAUUUCUUUAGUACCGGAGUUGGUUGAGAAAAAAGAAAACCAAGCUCGAGAAACAUCACCGGAUGUGACAGACCUGGAUAAACUAUUUGAGGCAAAAGACAAACCUGAAGAACCUGAAGUACCUGAAAUAAUAUAUUUUGGAUCUGAAGAUGAACAGAAAGAUGUUAAAAACUUUAUUAAUCAGUACACAGAACAGAAAAAGGAUAUAAUUGAUAUUUUAAAUGAUUUCCUGAAUAUUUUGGCAUGUAAAUGGCGAGAGAAAUGGCCCAAGGGACUCUCAGAAGUAUUUAUUGAAGCUAACAAGUGCUAUCUUAACCACAUUGAUAUUCCUACAUGCACCAGUGACAAUGAUGAUGACUUAUUACAUUUCACAACUGUUAACAUCUUGGCAGAAGAGUUCUUAGUUAAUGAAAAGUUGAACAAAUCUCCGGGAGAAGAAGAGAAACACGAACUGAGUGUGAUUGAAACUGUAGGCAUUAUAUUGAGUUUAAAGCCAAACAUUUUCAAAAGCUCUGACUGUUUAGAUUUUACACUGCGCUAUCUCUGGGUAAAACUACACACUCAACUUUUGAAUAAAUGUAAUGAGUUUGCUUUGGACUGUUUAUACCAACUUGUUUAUGAAUUUGAAGCUAUGGGUGAACACCAUGACACAUACAAUCUAGAUAUAGUCAAUUUCACAUAUAAACCAAAAAUUAAUGAGAGUGAAGUCUUAGCUGCUAUAAAGGACCUUGAGAGAAAUGAGAAGCUUUCAACUGUUAUGGAACUAUGUGACAAAGGGAACUUUGAAGAAGUAUUAUCUAUAGUGAUUGAUAGUUUUGAACACUGCAAAGCAAUGGCUAAAGUUGAAGAACCGGUGGCUUUAGACUUUGCAGUACAUUUGGCUGUGAUACUGGACACAUAUUGGGCUUUAGACAGACCAGAAGAAUGUUUCAAGUGGUCUCUCAUUUGUCUACAUGAAGCUCUAAAUCACUACUUUAGAUUUACGACAGGAUCUCAAGAAUAUGAUAAAUGGACCCUGACAGUUGUUAAGAUACUGUGUUGUAUGGAGCACAUACUUACAACAGAAGGUUUAACAUGUCUGGACACAGUGUCGCAAAAAGAACUGAGUCAGGGUCUGGAAGAUCUCAUCAGAAUAAUUGGACAUCAGGUGGAGACUAAUGCUGCUGAAAUGCCCUUCGGUACUGUAGUCCCAUGGAUCAUUGUACACUACAUAUUACAGAGAGAGGAGGACCAAGGAAGAGCCAGAAUAGAUAACGACAAAGCUGCGAGUGAUGAGGAUGUUCCUAACCCAUUAAUGGUAUUAUUCAUUGCACAUGAACAGCUAGGGAAGAGAGGCUGGUGUUGUAAGUCUGAAGGCAAACUGCUGUACUUUACCUUAGACACGGUAGUUCCAAGGUUGCGGUCACCUUCACUGGCUAAAUCUCUAGAGCAGGUGGUACAAUAUAUGGAGCAGUGUGUGUUUUGUUUGUUUGGGCACCCUGGAAGGAAAAACAAAUUGAAAUACCUUGUAGAUCAUAAUGUACCACCAUACACUUUAGAUUGGAAAAGAGCGCAACAAGUGUAUGAGAUAUUCAGACCUCCAACAUUGCCAGCACUGGAGGGCAAGUUGCCCGGCAUCACUGCUGACACUGAGCAGCUGUUCCACAAAAUACUUGCUCUGCUUCCGCCUGAAUGUGAUCCACAGAAAUACCUUCCAGACAUCGACAGAUACAUUAAAGGCUUGGAAGAUAAAAUGCCUAACGCUCCAUCUCUACUACCAUAUAAAAUGAAGGAUAUUUACUUCUUGUUGGGAGAUUAUUAUUACAAAAGAGAGGAAAGCAAGUUAGGUAUAAAGUUCAACAUGCUCGACGUUGCUCUGAAUAACGACAGAGUUGAAUCAUGGGCACGUAUAUCUUUGGCUAAAAGUGUAAAUUUAGAAAGAAUGUUGAAUUCCUGUAAAAAUCUCAAUCAUGAAAGAGAAUUUCUAAACCCUGCAAAAUCCGUGAUACGAUGUUACAAGAGAUGUAUGGAGCUGGAUCCUACCUACUGCAAUAUGUGGACAGAAUAUGGCAUGUUCGCAUAUUACGUGCACUCGUUCUGUUCUCGAGUCCUGAAACAAGCGAGUGAAUCUCUAAGCAUGGAAGAUUUUGAGUCUUUAGAAAAACUGAAGGAAGACAUGUUAGAUAUAACACAUAAAAGUUUCAUUACCGUGCAGAACGAACUUAACAAUAGUUCGGAAUCUGACAAAGUAAAUGAUGAGUCGUGGCUACACUUCUAUAUGUUGGGGAAAGUGAGUGAGAAACGUAAUAAGCCACCAUCGGUAUACUUGGAUUACUAUAUGAAAGCCGUAAAAAGUUUACAAGAAAGCAACGCGACGUAUCCUUCGAAGAUUAAUUACAAUACGCCAACACACUUAUGUGUAGAAGUAUUAGAGUUACAUUAUCGGAUCCACGCGACUAUAUUGAAGUACAUAGAACAACACGAGAGCAAACCAAUCCCUGCAUCAGUAGGUAAGGUAUUCUCCACGUGUAUUGAAGAGUGGAAAAAAGGUCCGUUUACAAGAAAGCCUAAAAAGGACGGUGCUGUAGAAAUGGAAACGAACACUGAACCUAAACCCGCGGAACCUGUUCACGCAGCUAAUAUUCUCAAACGGUCUAUUAGCGACGCUGGUGAAGAAGAAUCUCAUGAGGCCAAAAGACUAAAGAUGGAAGCAGCGGCAGCUAAAGUAAGGCGCUCAGCUUCCUAUGACACAGAAAGAAAAUCCAAAGAACCGAUUAAACAGAGUUUAGAAGUAACUGAAGCGAAAACAAUUGAGACUCCAGAUGAGAAGAAACAGGAAGUUCCUAACGAGAAUUUGCCACAGACUACUCUCCCGCCGCCACCACCAUCAACAGAACCUGUCAAAGAAGUAACACCUGAGAUAGAAAAACCUACUGAGGAGAAAAAAGAAGAAACGGAUGGCGAGAAAAAGGAGGAUAGUUCGAGUAGCACAUCUUCUUCAUCGUCGUCGUCAGAUUCCAGUUCGAGCGAAACAACAUCCGACAGCAGCAGCGACUCUACUACCGACAGCGACGCGUCCAAGUCCUCGAAUGACGCUAAACCAAUGACAGACGAUGAGAUCAUGAAGAUAGUGUCAGCCUGUCUAGACGCGCUGGAAGACUGCGCCAGCCGGUUCCCACCACAUUAUAAGGCCAUUUACAGACUCGCCCAUUAUCACUUUUAUUAUAAAAAGGGUAAAGAUAUCGAAAGAUGUCGAGAUCUCAUGUUAUCCAAUUUCACUUCAAGAUCUGGUCACAAAAUGGGAGGAUUAUUCAGUGAGAGGAAACCCUCUAACUUUUUCAAUAACAUAUGGAGAAUACCCAUUGCAGAGGUUGACAGGCCAGGCAGCUUCCCAUUGCACAUGAAUCGAUCUGUACUCCUCACAAUGGAGAUAUUGAAAGAAAUAGACGAUCAUAAAACACUUUUGGAACUGAGUAUCGUUUUACAGAAGAUACCAGAACUUGAUAAAAAGUAUGUACGCGACUCUGAUAGAGAGGACCUGUCUCAACAAGCAUUCUCACUGUGCGUACAAUCUUUGAAAGGACAACUGAUAAAAUUCAGCCAACAAGCCGAUUUGAAGAUCAACGAGGUGGAGCGGCAAGCACUCAACAGUUUCAUGUUGGAUAUUUACAGAGCUUAUUUAAAAGUCCAGAAACAACCGAAUGCUAAACAAUUCACGAACUUAAUAGUUGAGGGUUACAAGUUGCUCAGAAAUGAUCCCAUCCCUGAGAAUAUUAAUGCAGUUGAUUUAAGUUUGAAAUACUGUCAUAAGAUGCUUCACAAAAUUAAGAGUGACGCUAUGAUGGCUAGUGUGGAUAAAAGUCAGAAUGCUCAGAAGAAACAAGCUGCUAAGGCUGCUGUUGCCGAGACUUCAAAAGCUCCCGCUCCAAGCGUGCCAAGAGUUGAAAGUCAACCAAAGCCGGAGCAGAAAGCGCCUCCUGCUCCCCCUGCAACAUCCACUGCAAGCUCGAGUUUACCAAAAAUGUCGCCGCACGAAAUGGCCGCCGCGUUCCAGAGCUAUUUACCGAUGUUGAACGACCCUGUACUGUCGCAGCAGACGGCGGCCGCCUUGUCUUUGUCCUACUUGUCCAACAUGAGUGUUUUCAGCGCAUACCCGUCAUUACAGAACACGUUACAGAAUACUCUGCAGAACUCCUUCCAGGCUGAGUUCUACCGCCAGUUUUUAGGGCAGAGCUUCCCGUCCUUUAUGCCGCCUGCAAAGAAACAGAAACGUGGCCCGAAGCCGGGCUCCGUGCGGUCCACCAACCCACAGAUGAAGACGUCGAAGUCGUUCACUGCGCCUACAAUGCCUUCCACCAGUAAGGCUAUACCGACGCCCGUAAUAAGUUCUCUGCAGAAGUCUAACUCUACGCCCAUAACUCCCAGUAUGGGUUCAGUGCUGCAGAACUUGCCAGCCUCGAUGUCGGCCAACUUAUCUUCAUUUCCGACUCACUCUUCUUCACACUCGACUCACUCUUCGUCACACUCUACCCACUCUAUGCCGGCGCAGGCGCACAUGUCUACGGCGUCCACUGUGAACGCGGCCAUACACACGAAGCCCCCGAUGCCACACCAGCAAGUCAGUCCGGGGAAGACGCUGCAAGAGAAACUGGCGGAGCGUCAGAAGCAUCUCCCUAUUUCUAAGAACCAUGAGAUCAAUGCAUCCAUUAGUAAGCUGCCCUCCUCUCUCACGAUAACCAAGACCUCAGUACCUAAACCCGUGCCCAAGAAGCCGGAAGCUAAGAAACAGCUGCCGUUUACUGAGAGACCCAAACCUAUCACAACAGACGAGGUGAUUGUACUCGAUGAUGAUUAAAUUAUGAUUAUUUAUAUCUAAAGUUAAAAUAGAGUUUAAACUAUAUUAUCAAACUAUAGCCUUUUGAUUGAAUAAAUGAAAUACAAUCAGUGAAA